This is a messenger RNA of Gallus gallus (chicken), 5555 nucleotides long. RefSeq names its product G protein subunit alpha 13 (gene GNA13). Lineage: Eukaryota; Metazoa; Chordata; Aves; Galliformes; Phasianidae. Gene Ontology annotation, molecular function: guanyl nucleotide binding; D5 dopamine receptor binding; GTPase activity. Gene Ontology annotation, biological process: Rho protein signal transduction; adenylate cyclase-activating G protein-coupled receptor signaling pathway. Gene Ontology annotation, cellular component: heterotrimeric G-protein complex; brush border membrane. The record is from RefSeq and is a predicted model, not a curated record. The transcript is spliced from 4 exons. The coding region runs from base 20 to 1153 and encodes 377 amino acids.
GCUGGCAGUGCUCGCUAAGAUGGCGGACUUCCUGCCGUCGCGCUCCGUGCUGUCGGGCUGUUUCCCCGGCUGCCUGCUGACCAGCGGCGAGGCCGAGCAGCAGCGCAAGUCCAAGGAGAUCGAUAAGUGCCUCAACCGGGAGAAAACCUACGUGAAGCGCCUCGUCAAGAUCCUGCUGCUGGGCGCGGGGGAGAGCGGCAAGUCCACCUUCCUCAAGCAGAUGCGGAUCAUCCACGGGCAGGACUGGGACCGGGCGGCCCGCGAGGAGUUCCGGGCCACCAUCUACAGCAACGUUAUCAAGGGUGUGAGAGUCCUUGUGGAUGCCAGAGAGAAACUUCAUAUCCCUUGGGGAGAUCCUGUUAACCAGAGUAACGGGGAUACGAUGAUGGCUUUCGAUACCCGCUCAGUCACGGUGGUGCAAGGAAUGGUGGAGACAGCAGUUUUUUUACAGUACCUCCCGGCCAUAAGAGCUCUAUGGGCAGACAGUGGGAUCCAGCAUGCAUACGACAGGCGCAGAGAAUUCCAGUUGGGGGAAUCCGUAAAAUAUUUCUUGGACAACUUGGAUAAACUUGGAGAACAGGAUUAUCUUCCCUCACAGCAAGAUAUUCUGCUGGCACGAAGACCCACAAAAGGGAUUCAUGAGUACAACUUUGAAAUAAAGAAUGUUCCUUUCAAAAUGGUUGAUGUAGGUGGCCAAAGGUCAGAACGGAAACGUUGGUUUGAAUGCUUCGACAGUGUCACAUCAAUACUCUUCCUUGUUUCCUCAAGUGAAUUUGACCAAGUGCUUAUGGAGGAUCGGCAAACGAAUCGCCUUACGGAGUCCCUGAACAUUUUUGAAACAAUAGUCAAUAACCGGGUUUUCAGCAACGUCUCCAUCAUUCUCUUCUUAAAUAAGACGGACUUGCUUGAGGAAAAAGUACAAAAAGUGAGCAUCAAAGACUAUUUUCCAGAUUUUGAAGGGGAUCCCCACUGCUUAACGGAUGUCCAAAAAUUCCUGGUGGAUUGUUUUCGUACCAAACGCCGGGACCAGCAGCAGAAGCCCCUCUACCACCACUUCACCACUGCUAUUAACACAGAAAACAUCCGGCUAGUCUUCCGUGAUGUCAAGGAUACCAUCCUUCAUGACAACCUCAAGCAGCUUAUGCUACAGUGAUGUGCAAAAAGACAUUUUUAUUUGAGUAACUCUUGUGUGUUGUUUUUUUAACUAGAAGUUUACAGCAGGAGUAGAGAAAUCCAGAUCCUGUCAGACUUCUUUAUGUGGCUAAAAGCUGCUGCUGAACACAUUAUUGCCAAUUUCUGCAGAAUUUCAGGCUUAAUCUCUCCCAGUGUAGCUUCAAGUUGACUCAAGUUGUAAUUUUAUAGCAGACCUAUGUCUAAGUUACCUGUAAAGUGAUUGAAUUUGACCUUUUAAGAACAUGUAUAUUAUCUUAGAAAAUCAUUCUAUGCUCAGAAUUCCAAGUCCAAACUUCAGUGAAAUUGUUGCAAUUGUUGAGCUUUGGCAGUAAUUUUAGGGGGGCAAACCUUUCACAUCUGACUUCGUAAUGAAGACUGUGAUACUGUAGCUGACUUACAAUUUCUCAGGUCUAUUGUUGGCUAGAAAACCCUUAAACCCCUCGCUGGAAUCGUGCAUCUGAAGCUAGGAUUCCUGGGUGUAAUGUUCUUCCUGUUAAGCAUAAACCUUUGCAUGGGUUUUGACUAGGAUGUGCUUUAAAAAUCCUUGGAUUGGGAACUUCAGACGUCUGGCAGGAAGUACUGGUGCAGGCACAAGUCCAGCGGCGAGGCGUAGUGAAUGACACAGUACACUGUUUCACUCUAUUGCAUUGUAACUACGCGAUGUCUUGGAGCCGUGGCAAACACAGAGCACUAUGAUACGGUCCUCUUGAAAUUCUGAUGUGGGAAGGGGAGCAAGCUAAACUUGUUUAUCUUAUCUUCACAAACCAGAUGUGACAUGUAGGUACCUUACCUUUUCUUGAAGCGCUUUAAUAUAUCACUGGUUUAUGACCUCCUGCAGUGUGCCUCCUCGUGAUCAGUAAGGAUUUGGUGAUGGAUAGAAGUACUUGCAGACCAAAGUGCCUCCUCGUGUUCUGUCCUACAGCAUUUUCAGUGGCCUUAUGCAAAUAUGUGUUCCCAGCAGAGGCCUUGUGUAGCUGACACCGUGAAGAUGAAUGUGUUUUCUGAAAAAAGGACAUCACAGCAGAAUACACUUCAGCUGAUGAGGUUCUUUCUGAGACUUUCCAGUUGGGUCUAGCAAUCCUAAGUGUACUUGAGCCAAACAUGUUGCAUAGCGUACUGUAGAGUGCUGCUUGUGACUAAUAAUAAUUUACCAAAAGUUCCAUUGUAGUUUUUUUUUUAAGGGUAGGGGUGAGGUAUUACUGUUGCCGUGUGAUUACAAAAUAAGAAAAAAAAAUGCUUCUUGCCUAGAAAUCCUCAUACACCGUGCAGUGUGCUACUAAGUAAGAGUAAGCUUGCCAACAUGUGUUCUUAAAAAGUAGUGCUGCUCCAAGUCUUUCCCCAGGCUGUAGUUCCACUUAGUCUGCCCAGCUUGCCACUUUGCCCCGUGGAACCUGCACAUUCCUGUGGAUCGUGAUGCUGGCCAAUGUGUUCUUACAAUGAAUUUUUAUCAGCAUACCACGUAUGUGGCAAGAGGUGUGAUGUAAUGUUCUCACUGCUUGGAGCAGCGUCUCUGCAGGUGCGAUCAUGUUGCUGGAACAUAGGAAAAUUGCCUGUCUCCUGAACUUUACUUACUGUGAUUGUGAGUUGUAUUAACAUCCGUACCUCAUUCUCCUGUUCAUAGAUGGAGAAUAGUGUGUUUUUGUUUAGUUAAGUGCUUUGAAAGAUCUCUAUUUUUUUAUAUCAUCUUUAUAUCAUCCAAUGAAUAGUCAUAGAUUAGUCUGUUUGCAACGAGGGACUAUUUUAGGAGGAAGGAAUUCUGAAAAGAGCUUGGGAGAAGUCACAGUGUGUUAUCAGCAGAGUCAGUGCAACACUGUCGAGAGGGUUAAUACAAUCAUUAGAUGGGGAUAUUUAGAUUUUGCCUCUGUUGUAGGCAUGGAUAUGGUUACUCUUAUGUCUUCAGUUCAUGUGUAAGCAACUCAAGGAUGAUGAACUGGAGAACUCAGAAAAGGCUGGUGGAGGGUAUUUAAAGGGUUGGACAACAUGCUUCUAGUGUCAGUCCAAAAGUUUUCCUCUUUCCUCUUGGGAGGAUGACAGGUUGAUUUGGUCGGGCUGUAAAUGCUGUGUGAGCAGAGGGCAAACCUCUGCCUGUUAGCCUCCAAGUGUAUGACAAAGUCCAUUGUUUGCAAGCAGAAGUUUGAACAAAUCCACGCCCUUGUAGGGAGGGCAAUUAAUCAUUGGAACAAACCGGCAGGAGGAGGAGGAGACUUUUUUCCAUUGCUGACAGUUGUUUGAACAAGUUUAUUUUGAGAAGCGACUCAUCUGUGCUGAUUAAAAUAAUUUGGAGAGGGUCUGUAGUAAGUGUUUUGUGGGAUGUCAGACUAGGUGGCUACAGGGAAGACUGGAGACUGGAUAUUGGAUGAUGAGGAAUAUUACCAGGAAUUUGUCUAAAAAAAAAAUAAUGUAAAGUGUUGAUAAUUUUGUGUCAAGAGACCUGUUAAUUUACAAAAAAAUCCUCAAAGCUGAUGUCAGUCUAAGGAUGUAGUCAGUUUCACCAAGGCACUGGGCACUUCUGUCAGGAGCUAAAGUAGGAAAAUAUUCAGCAAGCUUCUCUGUGAACCAACAUACACACAAAACAGAACGCUGCUGUUUUUAAUCCUUUCAGAAGACUUUCUCUGUGAAUGUUGGGCCUAUAAGGCAGCAGGGUGUACCCCAAGUGUUGGGGCACUUCUGACAAAGUAGUAGUCCCUGGGAGAUAAGCACUAUAUGAAUCUCAGGCAAAAAUGAAUUAUUUUAAUGAAAUUACUGAAUGAAAUCACUUGCAUUUCCCACUCCCACUUCUUUAAAGGGAGGGAGGCAACUAACCUUGAUGUAACUGUUUACAUGGUUCCUAUGUUACCAUACUGGAUAAACAAACUGAAUCAACAUUGGGCUUUUCCAUCUUCAAACUUCAUAGCUACCUGAAAAGGAGCACAUCACGUACUGUUGUAUGGCUUUUUAGAUUUCCUUCUAAAUAUAAUUUCUGUACAGCAUUAUUUAAUUUUGGUACAAGACUGCUGUUGUGGAACAGGCUGGUUCUUAUCCUGAAGCAAUCACCAUUGGGUAGGAAGGGUCAGCUUGGUAGUGUGCGUUCCAAGUCAAGGUGCAUUUCCAGGACAGGUGGAAAAGCAGGUGGCAAAGCAAGGUUCACAAAAGUCUCUUAGUUCUCCUUGGGGGAGUAGGCCCUGUUGAAAAGAUGACUGAUCAACGACUGUAAGGAGAUAUACCACUGUCUUGUACAGGCUUACUGUACUUGGAAGUGAAACCAGUGUUUUAAUGACUGUUCCCUGCUGCAGUAUGUUCAACUGCAUCAAUUGAUACCUUAAAACUGUGGCUGGUCAUCAGGGCUUUAAAAACUUUACUUCGUUAUGUGUUGUAUGUGGGAGCGUAAGCCAUCAGCUUAUGUAAAACGUAAAGCUUUCUUUUGGGAUACCCACUCAUCUAGAAAGAAAAGAAUAAAAAAAGAUCAGGUGGGUUAAUUCAUCCUGACGGCUGUAUAUUGGACUCAUUUGUCUAGUAAGUGGCUUUGUAUUUUGCCCAUCAGAAUUAUUCUAGCGAAUUGCUCAGAUGAGGUGUUUCAAGCUUUGUGACACUUGGCUAAUAAUAGUAUUUAUGGUCGGUUUCAGACAGCUUAUCCAACUGCAUCUGCUCGUGAUGUUUAGGAGCAGCUCACUGCUUAACGACAGAACUAUGCAUGUUUAACGUGUCCGUUGCCAUCGGAAGACUUCCCUAGUUGUUUCUCUUCAAGGUCAGUUGCAGAUUGUUCAUUUUCCAACAGUAGCAUUUCCUGCUUCAAAACGAUCAGAAGUUUCAUGCCAUACUGAGAUGUUCAUGAAUUAACUUUACAGGUCUUGUCUGUUUGAUGGUACCAUUAACAUAGUUGUUUUUUUUAAUUAUACAGCAUUGCAAUACAGUGCCAUUUUGCAAUUUCUUUGCAUUGUACUUGAAAAUAAGUUGAAUUGCAGACUAUUUAAAACCGCUUUCCUGCGCUUUCAGUAGCAGUGAGAGCUUACCUUAAGUGAAGCCUUUAUGUAAAAAUAUAUUUUGUACCAAUCUCAUAGAUCUUUAACAAAACCAAGAUUUGUAUUAGCUUUGUAUAAAUGUUUGUGGCUUACAAUUUUAUAUGUUUAACUUUUUAUAAACUUUCCAGGGACUACUUUUUAUUGUAAAUUUUUUUUUCUCCUUGCUUUAGUUAAAGAUUGGCAAUAAGUUAUUUCUAAGGGAGGUCUUAGAAGACAAAACAUCACUUCCUUUUUAUAAAAUGGUUAAAUCAAUUUAUAGUUUAAAACCUCUUCCAUUCGCUUGUACAUCGCUCUGUACAUACUCUCCAAAAGUGUUGCCUUUCAGCUAUUAAUAUUUGCCUUGUGUACAAAAUUACUGACGAUGAAUAAACAUAUACAGCCUCA